AUGUCGGAUAAAGGCAAAGGGAAGGCUAUAGUACCUAUCACAUUAGAUACAGAUAGUGAUGAUGAUUUCUUCAUUGCUAAAAGAAGACCGGUCUUUCGAAACACUACCACUCCUCCUAGAUCCCCUUCACCUCCUCGUCGAUCUGAGCCUAAUUCAGAAGAAGAUGAUUCUCCUGAUUCACAACACAAGAAACGUACAAGACGAGCUCCUAACAAAAAGCCUGCGUUAGAAUUGCCAUCAUGGACAAGGAAUACCUCUCAUGACAAUAAGAAGAAUGGAGCCAAUGGUAGAAAAAGAGGAGGAAGUAGUCAAGCCAGAGCAAGUACUGAGGACAGAGCUGAAACAAUCGUAAUUGACGAUUCUGGAGACGAAGCUGGACCUAGUGGGAAAUCCAAUCUGAAUAUCAGGAGACGGGUCCAACUUACACCACCUCCAGAAAUGACAGAAGAGACUAGGGCAAGUCUUGCCAAGAUGGUUGAAGAGCAUUUGGGAGAGAAUGAGGAUAACCCCGUGGAAGUCGAUGAUCAGUCUUCUAGCUCUCCAGAAAAGGGUGACGGUGAAAAAGUUAAUAUUACGAUCAGAAUGCAAGCUCCCCCUGAAAAGAAAAAAAGUGCUGCUCCGGCGGCCAUCAAGGAAUAUCAGAAAGCAAGGACUUUGACACUAUACAGAAGCGGCCCCAUGGCUAGAGGUAUCGCUACUCUUGCUGAAAGAAUUCAGAAACGAUAUGAGGAUCUGAUUCUGGUUUACAACGGUGACCGCAUAUACCCCAGUGUCACUCCAGCUCAAUUGGGCAUUAUCAACAAAGCCGAGAUGAUGGGAUAUGAGAAAGAAUAUUGGGUCCGUCUAGAGAAGGAAAGAAGGGCCGCUCUCGAUGGCUUGUCAGAUGAUGAAACCCCCAACGCAGAUAAUGAUGGAGAAAUCCGACCUCUCACUCCUCAAUCCGUUCGACCUACGACCUCGAUAAACGGUGUAGCACCUCUUUCUCCCCCUUCUCGACCUUCGUCUACCUCCAAUACUCAGUCUCAGACCCAGGGCGGUCAACAAGAGGAGACUGUCAAAUUCAAACUGUCUUCCAAAUUCGGGGAAUACCCAAUGAGAGCACCGAAAUCUAUGAAAGUAGCAACUAUCCUCAAAUACUUUUGCACAAAGAAUGGAAAGAGCAAAGAUGAUGCAGAGAAGAUGUGGAUCGUUUUUGAUGGUGAUAAAUUAGAUAAAGAGAUGAAGAUCGGUGAUACGGAUGUAGAAGAUGGUGAUAUGCUGGAAGUAAGAAUGAAUGACAUGUAG
Messenger RNA from Kwoniella shivajii, 1284 nucleotides. RefSeq lists its product as uncharacterized. NCBI's taxonomy places the organism in Eukaryota, Fungi, Basidiomycota, Tremellomycetes, Tremellales, Cryptococcaceae. The transcript has 6 exons. Bases 1 to 1284 code for a protein of 427 amino acids. The record is from RefSeq and is a predicted model, not a curated record.